This is a messenger RNA of Chionomys nivalis (European snow vole), 5595 nucleotides long. Its product is annotated as zinc finger protein 426-like. The record is from RefSeq and is a predicted model, not a curated record. Gene Ontology annotation, molecular function: DNA-binding transcription repressor activity, RNA polymerase II-specific. Gene Ontology annotation, biological process: negative regulation of transcription by RNA polymerase II. NCBI's taxonomy places the organism in Eukaryota, Metazoa, Chordata, Mammalia, Rodentia, Cricetidae. Bases 2699 to 4360 code for a protein of 553 amino acids. The transcript has 6 exons.
GGUACCAGAUCCCCUGGAACUGGAGUUACAGCCAGUGUGAACUGCCAUGUGGGUGCUGGGAAUUGAACCUGGGUCCUCUAUGAGAGCCAUCUCUCCAGCCCCUGGGUGUUUUCUUAAAUAGAAGAUAGUUCAAAUAUGAUGAGAGCAGGGAGCUCUAGGCAUGGGAGUAGAAGUAUUUACCAGGUGAAAAUUGAUACAAAGUUUUAAUGAAGAGUGUAUGUUAUGGGGCCAGAGAGAUGACUCAACGGGGUGAUAACCUGAAUGUGGUCCUAUGACAUACUGGUGGAAGGUGAGCACAACCCCAGAAAGUUGGCCUCUGACCUAUCCAUACAUACACGCACAUGCUCAUUGGUGCAAUGCACACACAAACACACUACUAUGCAUUGUUGACAAACACGGCAUAGAAAUUCCCAGGCACUUGCUGCCUCUCAGAGAGUACGGGUACCUUCUGUAGCAGCUAAGAGACAUUAACCUAACUUAUAUCCUGGGCCAUUUGUUUGGGGUCAUUGAGAUAAAAGGUGACACUUCAGUAUCCUGAUAGGUAGUAAGCUUUAUAAACAAACACCAUUUGUCCUAAGAUUGGUGCAAGAAAGCCCAUUUUUAAUAAAAAGGGAAGAAAAGAUUGGCCGUUUGGGGUGAGAUGCCAUGGUUAAGCUAAGAGUUAAGCUUUCGUUAGAUAAUGGCACCACAAGGCACUGGAGCAAAAGAAAGAGGAAUUUUGUUAUUCAUUUUUGGCUUUUUUGCCUCCGCAGUCAACAUUUGGAAAAGAUGAACAGCUUGUCUCAUUUUCACUUACAUAUUAUAUCUGGUAGACAAAAAAAAAAAAAGGAAAAGGAGGAAGAGGAAGAAGAAGGAAGAAAAGUGUGAGAAGGAAAUUAAAGCAAACUGGUGAAAAAAUUAAACACUAUGAAACACUAUUCCUACAAUAAUAAUAAUGAUGAUUUUGUUUCAGGCAGGCAAACAGGAACCCUAAAACAAAAAGUGAAAAGAUGGUUCUCUGAAAAGACCCAUAAAAAAGGUGCUAAACAGAUCUAAUUUUGCUCUAGCCAUCCCUGUGCUGGGGGGAGAAGGCUUGAGUUGCCUACCAAGACCUUGCUGAGGUUGCUUACUGCUUAAAUUAUGAUUUGAGAGUCCCCCUGCCCAAAUACCUUUACAUUCAAGAUUCAUACAGGAUAGACAAGAGUUCCAUCCUCCACACCUGUCAAAUAGGAUCAAAGACCACACCGCCAAGAAAAAUCUACCUGAAAACAAAAGGAUUAUUUUGGGACCAUAAAGAUGGCUCAAUUUUCAAGUACAUUUGCUGUAGAUCUGAGCACUCGUGUAUCAAACUAUGUGUCCAAUUAACAUCUGUAACUCCAGUCCUAAGGAGGAUGGAGAUAGGAGGACCACUGGAGCUUUCUGGCUUUCAGCACAGCUGAGAAAAUGUGAGCCCCUGGUUCAGGGAAACACCCACCUUAAAUGAAUGGGUGGAGAAGGAUGGGGAAGGUCAUAGAAACCUCUGGCCUCUGCGUGUGCACAUUUUCAGAAGACAUACACACAAAUAAGAAAAUAUGCUUGUUGUACAUAUAAUUUUCCCACUUGUUGAAGAUGAGAGCAAGUUUGCAUAGCAAUGAAAGAAACCUUUACCUGCCCUUAAGUCCUGCAUCAUCGUGUCUGAACCGGAUGAUAAAUGAGCACUCGCUAAUGCUCUCUGAAUAUAGGUCCUUUCCCGUUUUGUUCUGUUUUAAAUUUUCUGAUUAUUUUCUUUGUGUGUAUGAUGCAGGGAGAAGGGUGCCUUCCACCUUUACAUGGGUCGUGGAGAUCAAACACAAGCUGUGAAGCUCAUUGUCUGGACACAAGUGCCUUACCUGCUUAGUCAUUUGGCCAACUCCCUGUUAUUUUGAGGCAAAAUUUAUAUCCCUGCUAGCUUUGAACUCACAGCCAUUUCCCUGGUGCAACCUCUCAAGGGCUGGCAUGUUUGCAGGGUUUUCUGUUCCACCAGCCAGCUCUCAACCACACAGAGAUUUGUUAUUAAUUGUAAAUGCUCGGCUGAUAGCUUAGACUUGUUACUAACUAGCUUUAUCUACGCUCUAUCACAUGGUAGUAUUUUUAGCACGGCAUGUUCAUCUCCUGUUUCCUCUGCAUCUCGCUGGCGACUCUGCCCUUCUUCAUCCCCAUUCUCUCUUUUUGUCCACAAGUCCUGCUAACCUAUGCCUGACUAGCUAUUGGCCAUUUAGUCCUUUGUUAAAUCAGUGAGAGUCCUUUAUCAAACCAAUGAGAGCAACGGAUAUCCAGUGUACAGCACUGGCAUUACAGGCAUGCACCACCUACUUGGCUUUGAAUAUAGAUCUUUUAAGGUCAGCUGUAUUUACUGUGAAGGGUGAUUAUAAUGAUUAAUUGAACACAUGGACACACAUACUCCUUGCACAGUUGCUACAUAGCAUCCCUCAGUAAACUGCAGCUAGUAUCACUAGAAUUCAUGUUUCAGAGAGCACUGUGUGUAGUGAUCGUCCUAUGUACUUCCUGCAUACAGAUAAUGUAUAAUUGAUAGGUAUUGUCUAAGUAACUGAUGUUAAUUAGUGAUUGAUACUGCAGAAAUGCUAAUGGUUGUGUACAACCGGCAAUGGAGAGUACCACUGUCCUCUGAAACUCACCAGCUGCACUGAAGUGAUGGCAGCUCCAGAGAAGGCAAUACCCGGACCCACUUCUGCGUUACAGGAUGGCAGCGACUGACUCGUCCCACGAUCUUUCAGGGGACUCAGUCUGCCUUCAAGAAGAGAAGGUAUCAGCACAAAGGAUGUUGCUUGACUGCCUGACGAAUUAUCAGGAGUUGGUGAGCUUUGAGGAUGUGGCUGUGGACUUUACCCAAGAGGAAUGGACCUCACUGAAGCCAUCCCAGAGAAGCCUCUACAGAGACGUGAUGCUGGAGAACUACCGGAACCUGGCCACAGUAGGGCAUCAGCUCAUCAAACCCAGUCUGGUCUCUUGGUUGGAACAAGAAGAAUUUAGAACAUGUCAGAACAUAGUUUUCCCAGAAUGGGAAAUGCAGCCUGAAACCAAAUGUCCGGCGUUCCAACAGGGAGUUUUGAGGGGUGACAUGUCCAGUGGGUUGCAAAUGGAAACAGGAAGCCAGAGCAGAGGGGAGCUCCAUAACUGGACAGAGUCUGGAGCCUUCUGCAGUGACCUCUCACCCCUUCAGGCACAUCCGAAAACUCAAGCGACACAGGAUGACUAUGAUUGCGGUCAGUACAGAAGAGACUUUCUGAUGUUUCCCAAGAAAAACUGCGCUGGUGAGGAACCUUCUGAACUCAGUGAGAGUGAGGAAGCCUGUGCGACCCCAGUUAAAGUUGAUCGAAAAACUGCCGCACAAGAGAAGUCUUUAGAAUGCAUUGACCGUGGGAAGUCUUUUAUUAGUCAGACGCACCUUCAGACACAUAGAAGAACUCACAAUGGAGACAGACUUCACGAUUGGAAUGAAUACGGGAGAAGUUUUAUAAACUCGAGACUUGCUGUGCUCAUAGAAACUCUCAAUGCAAAGAAGCCUUACAGGUGUAAGGAAUGUGGGAAAGGCUAUCGAUACCCUGCAUAUCUAAACAUUCACAUGCGGACGCACACUGGCGAGAAGCCCUACGAGUGUAAGGAGUGUGGGAAAGCCUUCAAUUAUUCCAACUCAUUUCAGAUACACGGAAGAACUCACACUGGAGAAAAACCCUAUGUGUGUAGUCAGUGUGGGAAAGCCUUCACUCAGUACUCAGGACUUAGCAUACACGUAAGAUCUCACAAUGGUGAUAAGCCUUAUGAGUGUAAGGAAUGCGGGAAAGCCUUCCUUACAUCCUCACGACUUAUUCAACAUAUAAGAACACACACAGGAGAAAAGCCUUUUGUGUGUGUCAAAUGUGGGAAAGCCUUUGCUAUUUCUUCAAAUCUUAAUGGACAUUUGAAAAUGCAUGCUGAAGAGAAGACGUGUGAGUGCAAGAUUUGCGGGAAAGCAUUUGGGCAUCCUUCAUGUCUCAACAGUCACAUGAGAACUCAUAGCGCCAGAAGGUCGUACACAUGCAAGGAAUGUGGGAAGGCCUUCAACUAUUCCACUCACCUUAAAAUUCACAUGCGCAUCCACACUGGGGAAAAACCCUAUGAGUGCAAACAGUGUGGAAAAGCCUUCAGCCAUUCCACUUCAUUCCAGAUACACGAAAGAACCCACACUGGAGAGAAGCCCUAUGAAUGUAUGGAGUGUGGGAAAGCCUUCAUCUGCCCCAGUUCCUUCAGAAUUCAUGAAAUAAGUCACACUCACACUGAAGAAAAACCAUAUAAGUGUCAGCAGUGUGGAAGAGCCUACAGUCAUCCCCGUUCCCUUCGGAGGCAUGAAAGAACUCACCAGUGAGCAGCCUGGCUGAUGGAAGCUGUGGGAGAAAGCCAUGAUUUGCUCUAGUUUACUUUGAAGACACGAUGGUACUCACAGUGGAGAGACACUGUUAAAAUUAUCCACGCAGCUUGGAGCAGUACUGUAUGGUAGCUGCUCAGGAGGCUGAAGACGGGGGAAAAUUUAAAACCAAACCGGGCAACACAAAUACUCCAUGUCAAAAACAUUAAAACAAUUGCUGACAAGAUGGCUCAGUGGAUAAAAUCACUUGUUGUGAAUGUCUGACAUCUUGAGUUUGAUCUGUAUGCAUGUAAAAUAGACAGAUAAUAGUGGCAUUCAUCUGUAUUGCCAACAGUCCUACAAGAUAGGAGUCAGGGGCAGGAGAAUCACCUGGAAGCUUACAGGCCAACUAUCUUCCGAGAGACCUUGUCAUGCUUCAACAGGGUAAGAGGACCAAUGCCUUAAAGUUGUCCUCUGACCUCUGUAUGUUUGCUUACUUACCACGUAUGCCACAGUCAUAAGUAAAUUUUUAAAGAACUUAAUUGAGGGCUGAUGAGAUGGCUCCGCAGAUAAAAGCAUUCUACAUACAAUCCUGACAACUUGGGUUCUAUCCCUGGUUCCCCACAGUGUAAGGAGAAAAGUGGCUCUUAAAAGCUGUCCUCUGACUUCCACGUGAAUGCUGUGGCACCCAAGCCCACUUGCCAGCCCCCAGUAAUAAUACAUUUUAAAAAUUAAAAUGAGGGACUGUAGAGAUGACUUAAACAGUUAGAAGCACCUGCUGCUCUUGCAGAGGACAUGGGUUCAGUUCUCGGCACUCACAUGGCAACUCUCAACUAUCCACAACUCUAGUUCCAGGGGAUUUGGCACCCUCUCUGGCCUCUGUAAGUGCUCAGCAGACAUAGACUUCACCUACAUGUGCAGGCAAAACACUUAUACACAUAAAGACAAUGAAGAGGAAAGGAUGUUGUAAUGAGUCCCUUAGGGCAGAGUGACUAAUGUCCUCAGAAGGUAAAGAUGCAGCAGGAUGCACACAGAGAAGAUGGUAGCAAGUCUUCAGCCUUCUGCAAAUAGAGACAGAUCGUUACCAAGGUGUUUCUGCUUGUGGCCUCCAGAGGAAACUACCUGAGCUCUGCUGAUCUUUGAUCUCCAGCCUCCAAAUUGUAAGAAAUGAAUAACCGUGUUUAAGCUACCUGGUGUGUUACUUUGUUGCAUUAGCUCUAACAAAUAGAUGUAAUAAUCAAUAAAUAAAACUUUAG